Molecule: messenger RNA, 2013 nt
Organism: Emiliania huxleyi CCMP1516
Lineage: Eukaryota; Haptophyta; Isochrysidales; Noelaerhabdaceae
Exons: 11
Coding region: 262-1884 (540 amino acids)
Biological process (GO): transmembrane transport
Cellular component (GO): membrane
Molecular function (GO): ABC-type transporter activity; ATP binding; ATP hydrolysis activity
Source: RefSeq, a predicted model, not a curated record
CCCCGAUCCGGUGCCUUUGCGAUCGCGCUUCUCUGCGUUUCGCCGGGCGCGAGCCUAACCCUCAGCAGACAGCCUCUCGUCUCCCGCCCGCACCAUGCCUUGGCUCAGCCGCGCUGCUCCGAGCCGGUGGCGACGGAGCGGCGCGAGGAGCACGCGGCACCAGCACGUGAGGAUACAGUCCAGGAGCGGCUGCGCCUCUUCUGGCGGCUGGCCGUGCCCUACUUUUCGAACGCGGAGGGCGCGAAGCUGAACUUUGGUCUGAUGCUGCUCCUCGUCCUCAUCAACAGCGGCAUCUCGGUCAUCUUUUCGUACGUCGGCCGCGACUUCUACUCGGCGCUCUCAGCAAAGGACCAGGCGCUCUUCCUGGAGAAGACGUCCAACUACGCCGUCGGGCUCGCCGUGGCGACGCCGCUCACUGUCCUCUACAAGUUCCAGCGCCAGCGCCUCGCCCUCAACUGGCGGGAGUGGAUGACCACGGAGCUGUCUCGGCAGUACUGCACCGACAAGGCGUACUACAAGCUUGAGAUCGACCCCGAGAUCGACAACCCGGACCAGCGGCUGACCGAGGACGUGCAGGCCUUCACCAAGGUGUCACUCGACUUCUUCAUCACGCUGAUGACCGCCGCAAUCGAUCUCGUCUCCUUUUCCGGCAUCCUCUACUCCAUCUACCCCAACCUCUUCUACGCCAUCUUUGUCUACGCCGGCGUCGGGACUCUGGCGGCCGUCAGGCUGGGGCAGGGCCCAUUCGGUCACUCUGCGCACGGGUGCCGGAGAGUGCAGGCGAACCUGCGCUACUCGCUCGUGCGGCUGCGCGAGAAUGCGGAGUCGAUCGCUUUCUACCGCGGAGAGGCGCAGGAGGAGGAGGAGGUAGUCUCGCGACUGGGCGGCGCCGUCGAGAACAAGCGCACGCAGCGCAACCUCGAGUUCUUCACGGUGGGGUACUCGUACCUGAUCCAAAUCCUGCCCGUGCUCGUCGUGUCGCCGCUCUACUUUGCCGGCUCCGUCGAGCUCGGCGUGAUCACCCACGCGCACCUCUGCUUUUCUUUUUCCGGACGCCUCCUUCCUUUUCUAGGCCUCUCCUCCUUCUCGGCCGGCCUCGGCCGCCUCGCCACCUUCGUGGACCGCAUGGAGGCGUACCAGGGCCCCUCCUCCUCCUCCUCCUCGCCAGCCACUUUCCAGCUGGCCGAAGCAGCGGCCUCGGCCGAGGCGGCCGCGUUGUCCGAGAUUGCACGGGGCGUAGGCUCGCGCCGCCUCUUCUCGAACGUGUCUGUGGACGUGCAGCCGGGGCGGCAUCUCCUCGUGAUGGGCAACUCCGGCACCGGCAAGUCGUCCCCCGCGGUGCACAGGCGCGCCGUCGCGGGGCUGUGGGACCGCGGUUCGGGCGACAUCGCUCGCCCGCACACCGCCGACACGAUGUUCCUGCCGCAGCGGCCGUACUGCACGCUCGGCUCGCUGCGGCAGCAGCUGGUGUACGCGAGGACUGUCGACGAGUGGAGAGCUGUGCAGCUCGACCGGCUGGCGGAGCGAGGUGUCGAGGGGCUCGACGCGGUGCGCGACUGGGGCGACGAGCUCAGCUUGGGCGAGCAGCAGCGGCUCGCCUUCGCGCGCGUGCUCGUCAGCAAGCCAAGGCUCGCCAUCCUGGACGAGGCGACGUCGGCGCUCGACCUCAACAACGAGGCGAUCAUGUACAAGGCGCUCGCGGCGGUGCCCGGCAUCACCUACGUCUCGGUGGGGCACCGGCCGUCGCUGCUCUCCUUCCACGCGUCGCGGCUGCGGCUGCUCGGGGCGGGCCACUCGCCCUGCUUCGAGGUGGAGGACCUCGCCGAGGAGCCGGCGGAGGAGGCGGCGGCGGCGGGUGCCAGCGGCCUGGCUGCGCGGCGGUAGCGUGAGACGGCGGCGUGAGAUCGGGGCGAGGUUUAAGAAGCUGCGGCCACAGGGAAGGGGCGACCACUUAGAUUUCAGGGCAAGAGGUCUCUAUUAGAAAACUGCAGACUCUUGAUGCAAUAUGUUCCA